CAUGCUUGAAUUAACUGAUGAAGAAUUUUGGAUAGAAGAUGGACAACCACUUUGCCGGCCGGCCAAAUCUUGACCUUCCAUUCUGUCUUCAAAUUUGUAUUUUGUGGCCGCCUGUUGGAAAGGUCUGAAUCAAUCCGCAAAUUCUCAGUAUUAGUAUAAUGUUCUUGGAACCACCAAACACUCAAAUCUGCUUGGAUUUGGCCCUGUUCUAUCUGCCGGCGCAUAAUAUUUAAAUGCUGGUUUCUGCCUUUUGGGCCUAUUUCUCUAUUCACAAGUUGCAAACCGUCAUUGUAAAAUCAGCCAAAUGGCAUUCAAAACUGAUGAAGAAAUCAUAUCAACAAUGCUGGCUCCUUCUUGUUCCACAGUUCCAAUGAUUCAAGUCUACCUCAUAUACAAGAGCUCUGCAGAAACUGAUCUCAUUUACGGGAAAUGGAUCGAAUUCCCAUCUGGGAAGAAGCUCGAAUUGGAGCAUGAACUCAGACCCCUGCACUGACAAAUGGGAGGGGGUGACAUGUGACUCCCAGUCGAAAUAUGUGAGGAAAGUAAUUCUUGAUGGACUCAAUCUCGAUGGAAUUCUGGAUGCAGAGUCUCUAUGCAAAGUGAAAACACUUGCAGUAUUGAGCCUGAACAACAACAGUGUUGUUGGAAAGUUACCCGAAGGGAUAUCAAGCUGCAAGCGAUUGACCCACUUGUAUGCAAGUGGAAACCAUUUCUCAGGCGAGCUUCCCCAGAGUCUUUCCCGGUUGAGUAACUUGAAAAGGCUUCACAUAUCCAACAAUAACUUCUCCGGCGUGCUGCCAGAUUUGCCACGAAUUUCAGGCUUAAUAUCAUUCCUUGCUCAGAACAAUCAACUCAGUGGGGAAAUACCAAAAUUUGAUUUCUCCAACCUCCAGCAAUUCAACGUCUCCAACAACAAUUUCAGUGGUCCUAUUCCAGAUGUCGAUGGACGUUUCUCUGCCAGCAGCUUCUCUGGUAAUCCAGGAUUAUGUGGACCACCGCUUUCAAACACAUGCCCACCAUCUCUGCCUUCUAAAAAUGGAUCAAAAGGUUUCUCCAGCAAGCAGCUUCUCACCUACUCAGGGUAUAUAAUCCUUGGCCUGAUUAUUGUGCUCUUUCUUGUCUACAAAUUGUUCAGAAAAAAGAGGCCGAAAGGUGAAAAGGUUGAGGUUAUAAAGAAGGGAGUGAGCAUGGAGUCUAGUAGCAACAAGCCCAGCAGUGUUUCCAGCCAGCUAAAAACCAGUGACAAUAGAUCGGAGUAUUCGAUAACAUCUGCUGAAGCUGGAAUGACUUCAUCAUCGCUUACAGUUCUUUCAAGUCCGGUGAUAAAUGGGUUGAGAUUUGAGGAUUUGCUCCGAGCUCCUGCUGAAUUGAUUGGGAGAGGAAAGCAUGGAAGCCUCUACAAGGUUGUGCUGGAGAACAAGAUGGUCUUGGCUGUGAAGAGGAUCAAAGAUUGGGGGAUUUCUAGUCAGGAUUUCAAGAGGAGAAUGCAGAAGAUAGAUCAAGUGAAGCAUCCAAAUGUAUUGCCUCCCCUCGCUUUUUAUUGUUCCAAGCAGGAGAAGCUCCUUGUGUAUGAAUAUCAGCAAAAUGGCAGCCUCUUCAAGCUUCUCUAUGGAACCCAAAAUGGCGAAGUAUUUGAAUGGGGAAGCAGACUAGGUGUUGCAGCUAGCAUUGCUGAGGCAUUGGCAUUCAUGUACAGUGAGCUCCAUGACGAUGGAAUUGCUCAUGGAAACCUAAAAUCCACAAACAUCUUGCUUGGAAAGGACAUGGAUCCAUGUAUCAGCGAAUAUGGGCUAAUGGUAGUUGAAGACCAAGACCAACAAUUCCUUGCCCAAGCCGAGAAUCUCAAAUCCAAUGGUCCAAGUGGAUACACUGCAUAUAGCACCUUCAAGGUAGAUGUUUAUGGUUUUGGAGUGAUUCUUCUUGAACUGCUGACAGGGAAGCUUGUCCAGAACAGUGGCUUUGAUUUAGCUAGAUGGCUGCAUUCAGUGGUUAGAGAGGAAUGGACAGCGGAAGUUUUUGACAAGGCCCUGAUUUUGGAAGGUGCAAGUGAAGAGAGGAUGGUGAACUUGUUACAGGUUGCACUGAAGUGCAUAAAUCCUUCUCCCGGAGAGAGGCCAACCAUAAAUCAAGUUGCUGGAAUGAUAAACACAAUAAAAGAGGAAGAAGAAAGAUCCAUAGUCUCCAUAUGAUGAAGACUUCAGCCAUAUGCUUUAAAGAAACAGAGAAUAUGAAAACGCCGGUUAUAGAAAAUAUUUCACCACUGAUCCAUUUGUAUCUGGCAAUACAGUUAGUUUAUCAAACACAAUUUUUUUUCCCAA
Vitis riparia (riverbank grape) is the source of this 2318-nucleotide messenger RNA. Its product is annotated as probable inactive receptor kinase At2g26730. Gene Ontology annotation, molecular function: protein binding; ATP binding; protein kinase activity. Gene Ontology annotation, biological process: protein phosphorylation. The record is from RefSeq and is a predicted model, not a curated record. The transcript has 3 exons. Bases 471 to 2189 code for a protein of 572 amino acids. Lineage: Eukaryota; Viridiplantae; Streptophyta; Magnoliopsida; Vitales; Vitaceae.